Messenger RNA from Coregonus sp. 'balchen', 33065 nucleotides. The record is from the annotation of a GenBank genome assembly. NCBI's taxonomy places the organism in Eukaryota, Metazoa, Chordata, Actinopteri, Salmoniformes, Salmonidae.
AUGAGUACGUCAGAGCAAGUAAGAUGCAGGAAAUGAGCAUGAAUGAAAAGAAAAUCUUUAGAGUAAUCACAUGAGAGAGAUAAGAAGAGAGAUAGAGUAGAAUAAGUAGAGGAGAUCAAUGAGGAAAGAGAUGAGAAGGGAAGGAGUCGAGGAGAUCAGAGGAGUGAGAGAGUACGCACGAGGACGAGGAAAGAAGCGGAACAAGUACGAUAGGAUAGAGCGAGCGCAGAGAGAUACGGAGUAACUUCGAUAUCUCUCGCCUCACGUCUUUUCUCUUACGAUCUUCCUCUCUCUACCUCUCCUCUCUCUCUUUUAUUCAAUUCAAUUACAAUUUCAAUUCAAUUCAAUUCUAAUUGCAUGGGGACAUGUUAAAUGCGCAAAGCAGGAAAUUCAAAAAUCUUAAAUUUUUUUUUGAAAUUGGGGGAAAAACUUUUUUGGGAUUUAAUUAAUUAAUUCCAUUAGAUUUGCUCCCUUUAUUACAAAGCAUUUAAAUUAAUUAUGGGAACUAAAUUGAAAGGAAUCUAACUCAAGAAAAAUGUAUGUAUAAGUAUAAAUUUGCUUUUUAAAUCAAAGUAAAAGGUCAAGAAAAAGGGAGAGCGGGAGUAGGAGGAGAAAGAAAGAGAUAGAGAGUGGGGAGAAAAAUUUUGGGAAUAAUGGAUAUUAUUGGAGAAAAUUUAGAAUUUUAAUGUAUAUAGAGUUAUAUUAUAUUAGUAUAUAUAUUAUAGUAUAGAGCGAUAAUAGCUAGCUAUCCGAUAGUAUCAUAGAGGAGAUUAUCUGUUGAUAUCUAUGCCAUCUAGAGUAAUCUGCUAUCUAUAUAUCAUCUCUCUUCUCCGUCUCUCUCAUCGCUUCUAUCUACCUCUCUAUCUCUCUCGGCUCCCUCUUCCUUUCUCUUCUCUCUCUCUCUCUUCUCUCUCUCUCUCUCUCUCUCUCUCUUCUCUCUCUCUCUCUCUCUAUCAAUUCAAUUCAAUUUCAAUUCAAUUCAAGGGGCUUUAUUGGCAUGGGAAACAUAUGUUAACAUUGCCAAAGCAAGUGAAAUAGACAAUAACAUUUUUACAGUAAACAUUACACUCAGCAGUUCCAAAAGAAUAAAGACAUUUCAAAUGUCAUAUUGUGUAUAUAUACAGUGUGGUAAUGAUGUUCAAAUAGUUAAAGUACAAAAGGGAAAAUAAAUAAACAUAAAUAUAGGUUGUAUUUACAAUGGUGUUUGUUCUUCACUGGUUGCCCUUUUCUUGUGGCAACAGGUCACAAAUCUUGCUGCUGUGAUGACACACUGUGGUAUUUCACCCAAUAGAUAUGGGAGUUUAUCCAAAUUGGAUUUGUUUUCUAAUUCUUUGUGGGUCUGUGUAAUCUGAGGGAAAUAUGUGUCUCUAAUAUGGUCAUACAUUUGGCAGGAGGUUAGGAAGUGUAGCUCAGUUUCCACCUCAUUUUUGUGCACUUAGCCUGUCUUCUCUUGAGAGCCAGGUCUGCCUACGGCGGCCUUUCUCAGUAGCAAGGCUAUGCUCACUGAGUCAAAACAUAGUCAAAGCUUUCCUUAAUUUUGGGUCAGUCACAUUGGUUAGGUAUUCUGCCACUGUGUACUCUCUGUUUAGGGCCAAAUAGCACUCUAGUUUGCUCGGUUUUUUGCUUAAUUCUUUCCAAUGUGUCAAGUAAUUAUCUUUUAGUUUUCUCAUGAUUUGGUUUGGUCUAAUUGUGUUGCUGUCCUGGAGUUAUGUGGGGUCUUUUUGUGUUUGUGAACAGAGCCCCAUGACCAGCUUGCCUUGGGGGACUCUUCUCCAGGUUAAUCUCUCUGUAGGUGAUGGCUUUGUUAUGGAAGGUUUGGGGAUCGCUUCCUUUAACGGCUCUUUUCUGGAUUUUGAUAAUUAGCGGGUAUCAGCCUAAUUCUGCUCUACAUGCAUUAUUUGGUGUUUUACGUUGUACACAAAGGAUAAUUUUGCAGAAUUCUGCAUGCAGAGUCUCAAUUUGGUGUUUGUCCCAUUUUGUGAAUUCUUGGUUGGUGAGCGGACCCCAGACCUCACAACCAUAAAGGGCAAUGGGUUCUAUAUCUGAUUCAAGUAUUUUUAGCCAGAUCCUAAUUGGUAUGUCACAUUUUAUGUUCCUUUUGAUGGCAUAGAGGCCCUUCUUACCUUAUCUCUCAGAUCGUUCACAGCUUUGUGGAAGUUACCUGUGGCGCUGAUGUUUAGGCCGAGGUAUGUAUAGUUUUUUGUGUGCUCUAGGGCAACAGUGUCUAGAUGGAAUUUGUAUUUGUGGUCCUGGCAACUGGACAUUUUUUGGAGCACCAUUAUUUUUGUCUUACUGAGAUUUAUUAUCAGGGCCCAGGUCUGAAUCUGUGCAGAAGAUCUAGGUGCUGCUGUAGGCCCUCCUUGGUUGGGGAUAGAAGCACCAGAUCAUCAGCAAACAGAAGACAUUUGACUUCAGAUUCUAGUAGGGUGAGGCCGGGUGCUGCAGACUGUUCUAGUGCCAUCACCAAUUCGUUGAUAUAUAUAUGUUGAAGAGGGUGGGGUUUAAGCUGCAUCCCUGUGUCUCCCCACGGCCCUGUGGAAAGAAAUAUGUGUGUUUUUUGCCAAUUUUUCCGCACACUUGUUGUCUGUGUACAUGGAUUUUAUAAUGUUGUAUGUUUUUCCCCCAACACCACUUUCCAUCAAUUUGUAUAGCAGACCCUCAUGCCAAAUUGAGUCAAAAGCUUUUUUGAAAUCAACAAAGCAUGAGAAGACUUUGCCUUUGUUUUGGUUUGUUUUUUUGUCAAUUAGGGUGUGCAGGGUGAAUACGUGGUCUGUCGUACGGUAAUUUGGUAGAAAGCCAAUUUGACAUUUGCUCAGUACAUUGUUUUCACUGAGGAAAUGUACGAGUCUGCUGUUAAUGAUAAUGCAGAGGAUUUUCCCAAGGUUGCUGUUGACGCAUAUAUAUCCCACGGUAGUUAUUGGUGUGAAAUUUGUCUCCACUUUUGUGGAUUGGGGUGAUCAGUCCUUGGUUCCAAAUAUUGGGGAAGAUGCCAGAGCUAAGGAUAAUUUUAAUGAGUUUAAGUAUAGCCAAUUGGAAUUUGUGGUCUGUAUAUUUUAUCAUUUCAUUGAGGAUACCAUCAACAACAGGCCUUUUUGGGUUGGAGUGUUUGUAUUUUGUCCUGUAGUUCAUUCAAUGUAAUUGGAUAAUCCAGUGGGUUCUUUAAUAGUUGAUUCUAAGAUUUGCAUUUGAUCAUGUAUAUGUUGUUGCUCUUUGUUCUUUGUUAUAGGGCCAAAAAGAUUGGAGAAGUGGUUUAUCCAUACAUCUCCGUUUUGGAUAGAUAACUCUUUGUGUUGUUGUUUUAGUGUUUUCCAAUUUUCUCAGAAGUGGUUAGAGUCUAUGGAUUCUUCAAUUACAUUGAGCUGAUUUCUGACGUGCUGUUCCUUCUUUUUCCGUAGUGUAUUUCUGUAUUGUUUUAGUGAUUCACCACAGUGAAGGUGUAGGCUCAGGUUUUCUGGGUCUCUAUGUUUUUGGUUGGAUAGGUUUCUCAAUUUCUUUCUUGUGUUUUUGCAUUCUUCAUCAAACCAUUUGUCAUUGUUGUUAAUUUUCUUCGGUUUUCUGUUUGACAUUUUUAGAUUUGAUGGAGAAGCUGAGAGGUCAAAUAUACUGUUUAGGUUUUCUACUGCCAAGUUUACACCUUCACUAUUACAGUGAAACGUUUUGUCCAGGAAGUUGUCUAAAAGAGAUUGAAUUUGUUGUUGCCUAAUUGUUUUUUGGUAGGUUUCCACAGUACUUUCCUUCCAUCUAUAGCAUAUCUUAAUAUUAUUCAGUUCUUUUGGCUUUGAGGCCUCAUGAUUUAGUACUGCUCUGUUCAAGUAGACUGUGAUUUUGCUGUGAUCUGAUAGGGGUCUGAGAAAGUGUCUCGCUGGUCUGGGCGGGGUGUCUGUUGAUCUGUUGCUCCUGUAUGAGGUGUUGGGGCUGUGGUUGAGGGCGAUGUCCGUUAGGGUCCGGGCGAAGGUGGGCACUGCUGCCUUGUAUAAGUCUCUCUCUCCCUCUCUCUUUCUCUCUCUAGUUGUGUCGGAUCGCCCACCUCCAGUUGUCCGCCAGGGUCCGACCAAUCAGACAGUGUCUGUGGACGGGACGGUGGUCCUGAGUUGCCUAGCAACGGGCAACCCCACCCCCACCAUCCUGUGGAGGAAGGACGGAGUGUUGGUGUCCACUCACGACUCUCGGGUCAAACAGCUGGACACGGGCGCACUGCAGAUCCGCUACGCCAAGGUAACACACACACACACACACACUGACACACACACACACAUUUACACACACUCAAACAUAUACAUGCACACACACACACACACACACACACAAAGCAACUCUCAUCUUCACUGUAUGCACUGUAUAAACACAUGGAAGCUUUUCUCUCCAAGCUUUUCAAAGCACAUAAACAUAAAACAAUUUAUUGAUUUAUCUCUCUGGUUCGGAGUAUUAGUAUUGAGAAAAUACAUCAAACUGCAGGCGGACUGUGUAUGAAAGCCUUUGUACUAUAGAACUGUAUGAUCUACUGAGCAACAUAUAGGGCUACUGUAGUGCACCAGCACAAAUUGAAUAUCUUACUGAGGCAGUUGGCUUUCAAACCAUAUGCCCCAUUAUGCUAAUAUAUGGAAAUAAGAACAUAACUGAAUGGAAUUAUCUUUCUCUUUGUAGAACAGUAUGACUGUCUGAAGACUUCCAAAUUGACCUCCGUUACAUGUUUACAUUUCCAAUCAACCUCUUCCAUUAGCCGAGACAUUAAUAUUGCAUUCCCCCAGAAUCAACUUCACAGCUGUCCUGUAUCCUGUCUAUACGGCAGAGUGACUGGCUGGCUGGCUGGCAGAAUAACUCCCGCUGCUCGAUCAGCUGUCAGUGGUUUGAAGUGGAGUCUGUGAAGUCACACACACUCUUGUCCUGUCACUCAAUCCUCAGAGUGUAACGGGGAGCUGUGUGAUGCAGAACACACUCUCAGGGAGACACGAGCGGGGUGCCGACGCAUUCUCCAGAUGGAGGCGUCAAGGGGUCAGAGUUCUCGUCAGACUGUUGCGGUGUGUGUGUGUGUGUGUGCGCGUGAGUUUGUGUUGUGAUGACUGCAGGCGUGUUGUGUGUGGUGACAGGGCUGUGGUGAAUGGGCAACACUGUGAGAACAGUGUGAUGUGUUUUCAACCGAAACCUUACCUAAAGUAAUUUACAUGUCAUUUAUGUUUGGCGGUAACACACCGUGUCUUUGAUGUGUGUGUUUUUUAAACUUUAGUAAUGCUAUUAGUUUUGUGAUGAGGUUUUAGUGUAUUUUUAAGAGUUGGAUGGUUUGUCUUACCUGUCAGGUUGAACUUAGAUGGACCCUACCUGGAGGCUGAUCUACAGGGACACGCCCUCUCUCACACACUGAGACACACACUCCCUCUCUCACACACUGAGACACACACUCCCUCUCUAGAGAGUGUCACCGCAUCUGUUCUGUAAAGCAGUCCUUUCCCUGGGGGGAGGGUGAGAGGAGGGAUGAGGGAUGAGGAGAGGAGAGGAGAGGAGAGGAGAGGAGAGGAGAGGAGAGGAGAGGAGAGGAGAGGAGAGGAGAGGAGAGGAGAGGAGAGGAGAGGAGAGGAGAGGAGAGGAGAGGAGAGGAGAGGAGAGGAGAGGAGAGGAGAGGAGAGGAGGUCUGCAAUUAGUCUGUGCUCCUGUGAAAAUCUUUCCAAUUUGACUGGUACAAUCCUGCCACUUGGCCUUCCCAGCUGCUUUUCCACUUUCUAGAGGGAGAGAUGAUAGUGAGAUUACCAGGCACUGACGGCUGGCUGCUAGGGACCACACCAGCAUGUCAAUGAGCAGAGAGGAGCGGAGAGAGAGAGAAAUAGAGAAGCAGCACUAUUUUAGUCAAAUUCCACUGAUGGCAGACCAUGACCAGACAGUACUUUGUCAUUUGCAUUUUAACCCAGAGCGAUCACAAACCUAAUCCCUCUCUCCCCUCUAUUUCCUGUUCUAUUUUCUUCUGUCUUUCAGCUGGGUGACACAGGCAUGUACACAUGCAUCGCCUCCACUCCCAGUGGCGAGGCCUCGUGGAAGGCCUACCUGGAGGUUCAAGGUAAGCCAACAGCUGCCUGCUGUCGCUGUCACUGUGGCUACACUCCAUAUCGAGAUUGAAUUAAAUACAUUCAGUGUGUAAUUGUUUUCUUUUGUUGGAAUUUCACAAUCUUGGCACCACCACAGGGAGUGUACGUGUGAAGGUGUGCGUGAGUCUGUGUGUGUCUGAAUGUGCUUGGUAUGCAUUCAUGUGAGAGACAUGUCCAUAGUCUGGCAUUACUGAUAAAGUAUUCAUUUAGAUUUUUUGAAAACUGUCAUGUCUCAUGAUACCCUCCUCUCCCUCCCCAUGUUCAGAGUUUGGUGUUCCAGUGCAGCCGGCAAGACCCACUGACCCCAACCUGAUCCCCAGCGCCCCCUCCAAACCUGAGGUCACUGACGUCACUCGCACCUCUGUCACCCUGUCCUGGAAGCCCAACGUCACAGGAGCCACACCCACCUCCUACAUCAUAGAGGCCUUCAGGUAAUAGGAGGUCGCUUGUGACCAAAGUAAAUAAAGUGAUGUCACAGUGUAUUUGCAUUUAUUAAGGACCCCCAUUAGUUCCUGCCAAGGCAGCAGCUAUUCCUCCUGGGGUCCAGCAAAAUUAAGGCAGUUAAAUCAAAUCAAAUCAAAUCAAAUUUUAUUUGCCAUAUGCACCGAAUACAACAGGUGUAGACAUUACCGUAAAAUGCUUACUUACAGCCCUUAACCAACAAUGCAUUUAUUUUAAAUAAAAAAGUAAAAUAAAACAACAACAAAAAAGUGUUUAGAAAAAAAGAGCAGAAGUAAAAUUAAAUAACAGUAGGGAGGCUAUAUACAGGGGGGUACCGGUGCAGAGUCAAUGUGCGGGGGCACCGGCUAGUUGAGGUAGUUGAGGUAAUAUGUACAUGUGGGUAGAGUUAAAGUGACAAUGCAUAAAUAAUUAACAGAGUAGCAGCAGCGUAAAAAUAUGGGGUGGGUGUGGGGGGGCAGUGCAAGUAGUCCGGGUAGCCAUGAUUAGCUGUUCAGGAGUCUUAUGGCUUGUGGGUAGAAGCUGUUGAGAAGCCUUUUGGACCUAGACUUGGCGCUCUGGUACCGCUUGCCGUGUGGUAGCAGAGAGAACAGUCUAUGACUAGGGUGGAUGGAGUCUUUGACAAUUUUGAGGGCCUUCCUCUGACACCGCCUGGUAUAGAGGUCCUGGAUGGCAGGAAGCUUGGCCCCAGUGAUGUACUGGGCCGUACGCACUACCCUCUGUAUUGCCUUGCGGUCGGAGGCCGAGCAGUUGCCAUACCAGGCGGUGAUACAACCAGUCAGGAUGCUCUCGAUGGUGCAGCUGUAUAACUUUUUGAGGAUCUGAGGACCCAUGCCAAAUCUUUUCAGUCUCCUGAAGGGGAAUAGGGUUUGUCGUGCCCUCUUCACGACUGUCUUGGUGUGUUUGGACCAUGAUAGUUCGUUGGUAAUGUGGACACCAAGGAACUUGAAGCUCUCAACCUGUUCCACUACAGCCCUGUCGAUGAGAAUGGGGGCGAGCUCAGUCCUCUUUUUUUUCCUGUAGUCCACAAUCAUCUCCUUUGUCUUGGUCACGUUGAGGGAGAGGUUGUUAUCCUGGCACCACACGGCCAGGUCUCUGACCUCCUCCUAUAGGCUGUCUCAUCGCUGUCGGUGAUCAGGCCUACCACUGUUGUGUCGUCGGCAAACUUAAUGAUGGUGUUGGAGUCGUGCCUGGCCAUGCAGUCAUGGGUGAACAGGGAGUACAGGAGGGGACUGAGCACGCACCCCUGAGGGGCCCCCGUGUUGAGGAUCAGCCUGGGGGCGGCCCGUCAGGAUGUCCAGGAUCCAGUUGCAGAGGGAGGUGUUUAGUCCCAGGAUCCUUAGCUUAGUGAUGAGCUUUGAGGGCACUAUGGUGUUGAAUGCUGAGCUGUAGUCAAUGAAUAGCAUUCUCACGUAGGUGUUCCUCUUGUCCAGGUGGGAAAGGGCAGUGUGUAGUGCAAUAGAGAUUGCAUCAUCUGUGGAUCUGUUGGGGCGGUAUGCAAAUUGGAGUGGGUCUAGGGUUUCUGGGAUAAUGGUGUUGAUGUGAGCCAUGACUAGCCAGUUAUAUACAAUUAAAAACAUUACAUUACAUUUCACAACAGAUUUCACAACACAUUAAAUGUGUGCCCUCAGACCACUAAUCUACUACCACAAAUCUACAACGCCUACGCUCUGAGGGUGUGUAUGAACUUUAAACCUGAUGUGUAACAUCCUGUUCUGCCUUCUCUCCUAGUCAUGCGUCAGGCAGCAGCUGGCAGACCCUGGCAGAACAUGUGAAGACUGAGUCGUAUGUGUUGAAGGGCCUGAAGGCCAGUGCUGUCUACCUGUUCCUGGUCCGAGCUGCUAAUGCCUACGGCCUGAGUGACCCCAGCCCCAUAACUGACACCGUCAAAACACAAGGUGGGUCUCUGCUCUCUCUUAAUGCCUUCAAAUGGGAAACUUUAGGUCCCUGUCUGGACCUUGUCCCUGUCUGGACCUUGUCCUGUUUGGACCUUGUCCCUGCCUGGACCUUGUCCUGUUUGGACCUUGUCCUGUCUGGACCUUGUCCUGUCUGGACCUUGUCCCUGCCUGGACCUUGUCCUGUUUGGACCUUGUCCUGUCUGGACCUUGUCCUGUCUGGACCUUGUCCCUGCCUGGACCUUGUCCUGUUUGGACCUUGGCCUGUCUGGACCUUGUCCCUGCCUGGACCUUGUCCUGUCUGGACCUUGUCCCUGCCUGGACCUUGUCCCUGCCUGGACCUUGUCCUGUUUGGACCUUGUCCUGUCUGGACCUUGUCCCUGCCUGGACCUUGUCCUGUCUGGACCUUGUCCCUGCCUGGACCUUGUCCUGUUUGGACCUUGUCCUGUCUGGACCUUGUCCUGUCUGGACCUUGUCCCUGCCUGGGCCUUGUCCUGUUUGGACCUUGUCCUGUCUGGACCUUGUCCUGUCUGGACCUUGUCCUGUUUGGACCUUGUCCCUGUCUGGACCUUGUCCCUGUCUGGACCUUGUCCUGUUUGGACCUUGUCCCUGCCUGGACCUUGUCCUGUUUGGACCUUGUCCUGUCUGGACCCUCUACUGUUCAUAAUGUACAUGUAUUUAUUGUGUGUGUGUGUGUGUGUGUGUGUGUGUGUGUGUGUGUGUGUGUGUGUGUGUGUGUGUGUGUGUGUGUGUGUGUGUGUAGAUAUCCCCCCCACCAGUCAGGGAGUGGACCACCGUCAGAUCCAGAGGGAGUUAGGAGAGGUGGUCAUCCACCUUCACAACCCCACCAUCCUCUCCUCCUCCUCCGUCAGAGUGCAGUGGACGGUGAGUGGUUCUCUCAGCUUCAAAACAGGGCUUUAGGGAUUACAAGCCUAAUGUAUGUAUGUAUAUGGUUUAUGUAUUACUUUAAUAUCUAUUUUGUAUUUUGUAUGUUUUAGCAUAGAUUUGUAUUGUUUGCUCCAAAGUCACCAUGGGGAGUGGCAAGGUCUGGAGCGCUCUGUGCUCACGGUCGAUUUGUUUGGCCACUCAGCAGUGCUAAUGUCCUAAUGUCCUAAUGUCCUGUAGAGGACGGACACUGCACUGCAGAGAGAGAGAACAAAGAACAGACUGGAACCCUGUCAAAACUUUCUAAGUGUCCAUCUGGUCAGGACCAGUCACACUGGCCAGCACUCCUGCUGUAGGACCUGUUUGCCUGUCUGUCUGUUUGUCCGCCUGUCUUCAGUCAGAGCUAAACCAACCCACAGCGGGCAACUCACAACACUCCACAACACACCAGUCCACUGCCAUAAGCCGCCCAGCAGCACAGCGUGCCAGCCUGUGCCCUCCCAGAUUGAAAACACUUGACUGCUGUUAAAACAAUACAAGUGAGAAGGAAGAGGCAGCCAACUAGUGCUCUCAGGCUGAAAUGGGUUGCAGAUGUGGGAGGGGAGGAGGAGGAGGAGAAUAAAGGAGAGGGAGAGGUUAAAGGGCAGCUUGGAGAGGUGUUAGGACCUCUCUGCUGUGAGAUAGUGGAUAUCUUAUUAAACACUGGCUCCAUGUCUAUAUAUUCUAGGUUCUGUUGGGCUGAAUAGAAAGAAAGUAUAACUGUGCACCUCACUAGUUGUGUCAGACAUACUGUAUUCUAUAAACUGCCUUCUUGUUCAUACAGUAUAGGCUGCUACUACCCUUGGGGGUUGGUCCAAUCUCUGCUUUGUAUUUGAACACAAGGCCACACCUACGUUCCCAGGGAUAACUAGGUACCAUAAUGAGUGAUGAAUGGGAUAUGUGAAAAGGAUACUGACAUGCCAAUACUGAUCCAAGACUCUUUCUGAUCACCACUGCCCAGUUACCAUGUCUGGCAGCCCGUCUCCCAGUUACCGUGUCUGACUGCCCGUCUCCCAGUUACCGUGUCUGACUGCCCGUCUCCCAGUUACCCUGUCUGACAGACCGUCUCCCAGUUACCGUGUCUGGCAGCCCGUCUCCCAGUUACCCUGUCUGACAGACCGUCUCCCAGUUACCGUGUCUGGCAGACCGUCUCCGUGUUACCCUGUCUGAUCCCCAGUUACCGUGUCUGACAGCCCGUCUCCCAGUUACCCUGUCUGACAGCCCGUCUCCCAGUUACCCUGUCUGACAGCCCGUCUCCCAGUUACCGUGUCUGACAGACCGUCUCCCAGUUACCGUGUCUGACAGCCCGUCUCCCAGUUACCCUGUCUGACAGCCCGUCUCCCAGUUACCGUGUCUGACAGACCGUCUCCCAGUUACCGUGUCUGACAGCCCGUCUCCCAGUUACCGUGUCUGACAGCCGUCUCCCAGUUACCGUGUCUGCAGCCGUCUCCCAGUUACCCUGUCUGACGCCCGUCUCCCGUUACCGUGUCUGGCAGACCGUCUCCGUGUUACCCUGUCUGAUCCCCAGUUACCAUGUCUGACAGCCCGUCUCCCAGUUACCCUGUCUGACAGCCCGUCUCCCAGUUACCGUGUCUGACAGACCGUCUCCCAGUUACCGUGUCUGACAGACCGUCUCCCAGUUACCAUGUCUGACAGCCCGUCUCCCAGUUACCGUGUCUGACAGACCGUCUCCCAGUUACCGUGUCUGACAGCCCGUCUCCCAGUUACCGUGUCUGACAGACCGUCUCCCAGUUACCGUGUCUGACAGACCGUCUCCCAGUUACCCUGUCUGACAGCCCGUCUCCCAGUUACCGUGUCUGACAGCCGUCUCCCAGUUACCGUGUCUGACUGCCCGUCUCCCAGUUACCGUGUCUGACAGCCCGUCUCCCAGUUACCCGUGUCUGACUGCCCGUCUCCCAGUUACCGUGUCUGACUGCCCGUCUCCCAGUUACCGUGUCUGACAGCCCGUCUCCCAGUUACCGUGUCUGACUGCCCGUCUCCCAGUUACCGUGUCUGACAGCCCGUCUCCCAGUUACCGUGUCUGACAGCCCGUCUCCCAGUUACCGUGUCUGACAGACCGUCUCCCAGUUACCGUGUCUGACAGACCGUCUCCCAGUUACCCUGUCUGACAGCCCGUCUCCCAGUUACCGUGUCUGACAGCCCGUCUCCCAGUUACCGUGUCUGACUGCCCGUCUCCCAGUUACCGUGUCUGACAGCCCGUCUCCCAGUUACCGUGUCUGACUGCCCGUCUCCCAGUUACCGUGUCUGACUGCCCGUCUCCCAGUUACCGUGUCUGACAGCCCGUCUCCCAGUUACCGUGUCUGACUGCCCGUCUCCCAGUUACCGUGUCUGACAGCCCGUCUCCCAGUUACCGUGUCUGACAGCCCGUCUCCCAGUUACCGUGUCUGGCAGACCGUCUCCGUGUUACCCUGUCUGAUCCCCAGUUACCAUGUCUGACAGCCCGUCUCCCAGUUACCCUGUCUGACAGCCCGUCUCCCAGUUACCGUGUCUGACAGACCGUCUCCCAGUUACCGUGUCUGACAGACCGUCUCCCAGUUACCAUGUCUGACAGCCCGUCUCCCAGUUACCGUGUCUGACAGACCGUCUCCCAGUUACCGUGUCUGACAGCCCGUCUCCCAGUUACCCUGUCUGACAGCCCGUCUCCCAGUUACCGUGUCUGACUGCCCGUCUCCCAGUUACCGUGUCUGACAGCCCGUCUCCCAGUUACCGUGUCUGACUGCCCGUCUCCCAAUUACCGUGUCUGACAGCCCGUCUCCCAGUUACCCUGUCUGACAGCCCGUCUCCCAGUUACCGUGUCUGACAGACCGUCUCCCAGUUACCGUGUCUGACAGCCCGUCUCCCAGUUACCGUGUCUGACAGCCCGUCUCCCAGUUACCGUGUCUGACAGACCGUCUCCCAGUUACCGUGUCUGACAGCCCGUCUCCCAGUUACCGUGUCUGACAGCCCGUCUCCCAGUUACCGUGUCUGACAGCCCGUCUCCCAGUUACCCUGUCUGACAGCCCGUCUCCCAGUUACCGUGUCUGGCAGACCGUCUCCGUGUUACCCUGUCUGAUCCCCAGUUACCAUGUCUGACAGCCCGUCUCCCAGUUACCCUGUCUGACAGCCCGUCUCCCAGUUACCGUGUCUGACAGACCGUCUCCCAGUUACCGUGUCUGACAGACCGUCUCCCAGUUACCAUGUCUGACAGCCCGUCUCCCAGUUACCGUGUCUGACAGACCGUCUCCCAGUUACCGUGUCUGACAGCCCGUCUCCCAGUUACCGUGUCUGACAGACCGUCUCCCAGUUACCGUGUCUGACAGACCGUCUCCCAGUUACCCUGUCUGACAGCCCGUCUCCCAGUUACCGUGUCUGACAGCCCGUCUCCCAGUUACCGUGUCUGACUGCCCGUCUCCCAGUUACCGUGUCUGACAGCCCGUCUCCCAGUUACCGUGUCUGACUGCCCGUCUCCCAGUUACCGUGUCUGACUGCCCGUCUCCCAGUUACCGUGUCUGACAGCCCGUCUCCCAGUUACCGUGUCUGACUGCCCGUCUCCCAGUUACCGUGUCUGACAGCCCGUCUCCCAGUUACCGUGUCUGACAGCCCGUCUCCCAGUUACCAUGUCUGGCAGACCGUCUCCGUGUUACCCUGUCUGAUCCCCAGUUACCAUGUCUGACAGCCCGUCUCCCAGUUACCCUGUCUGACAGCCCGUCUCCCAGUUACCGUGUCUGACAGACCGUCUCCCAGUUACCGUGUCUGACAGACCGUCUCCCAGUUACCAUGUCUGACAGCCCGUCUCCCAGUUACCGUGUCUGACAGACCGUCUCCCAGUUACCGUGUCUGACAGCCCGUCUCCCAGUUACCCUGUCUGACAGCCCGUCUCCCAGUUACCGUGUCUGACUGCCCGUCUCCCAGUUACCGUGUCUGACAGCCCGUCUCCCAGUUACCGUGUCUGACUGCCCGUCUCCCAGUUACCGUGUCUGACAGCCCGUCUCCCAGUUACCGUGUCUGACUGCCCGUCUCCCAGUUACCGUGUCUGACAGCCCGUCUCCCAGUUACCAUGUCUGACAGCCCGUCUCCCAGUUACCGUGUCUGACAGACCGUCUCCCAGUUACCGUGUCUGACAGCCCGUCUCCCAGUUACCGUGUCUGACUGCCCGUCUCCCAGUUACCGUGUCUGACUGCCCGUCUCCCAGUUACCGUGUCUGACUGCCCGUCUCCCAGUUACCGUGUCUGACAGCCCGUCUCCCAGUUACCGUGUCUGACUGCCCGUCUCCCAGUUACCGUGUCUGACAGCCCGUCUCCCAGUUACCGUGUCUGACUGCCCGUCUCCCAGUUACCGUGUCUGACAGCCCGUCUCCCAGUUACCCUGUCUGGCAGACCGUCUCCUUGUUACCCUGUCUGAUCCCCAGUUACCGUGUCUGACAGACCGUCUCCCAGUUACCGUGUCUGACAGCCCGUCUCCCAGUUACCGUGUCUGGCAGACCGUCUCUGUGUUACCCUGUCUGAUGCCCAGUUACUCUGUCUGACAGCCCGUCUCGCUGUUACCCUGUCUGACUGGAAUGCUCCAGGAGAAACCAACUAGACUUUUCCACCAAGAGUCACUAAUAACUUUGCAUUGUAUUUACCUGCACUCUUUACAUGGCCAUGGUUUGAGUUUCUGGGUUGUAUGUUGUUGUUCUUAUGUGUUUCUGCUUAACGGUUGCACAGUUCUGAGCCUAAUGAAGACCACCUGAGCCGACAGCACAUUUUAUAGGAGAGAGAUACAAAAACACAAAUGUUAAACUUUACAAGCCAGUACUGCCUGCGUUUCACAGGGACCUCAUUUGAUAGUACAUUACACUACACUACUGUAUACUACAUUACAGUACACUACAGUACACUAGAGUACAGUACAGUGCAGUACACUACAGUACACUGUAGUGUAGUGUAUGAAAAUGUAUGCACUCACUAACUGUAAGUCGCUCUGGAUAAGAGCGUCUGCUAAAUGACUAAAAUGUAAAUAUUUACAGUACACUAGAGUACAGUACAGUACAGUGCAGUACACUACAGUACACUACAGUACACUACAAUAUAGUAUCCUUCUAGUUCACAUAGGUUGUAUUGUAAAAUGCAUAUAUUCAGUAGAGGCAAAUGAAUAGAUGAUCUGAAGUUCACUAACACAUGCCAUCAGCCAUGACUGACUCUAUCCAAGCCUCUCUAAAUCAAGAUCCACAUUUACCAAUGCUCUAUUAUACGAUAUGAUCUCUGUCAUCAAGGCUCUCUCUGUACCCUCAGCCUGUCCUGUCCCCUGGUGUAUGAGUCAGCUCCACUGUCCCCCUGAUCCUAGACUAGAGUUCCCAUAAGUCAGGAGGAGACGGCGCGGGCUGUUCUGGGCGCCCAGUUCUAGCCCCUUCUAACCAGGACCAGACUCUCAGGAACCUCUGGGCUAUGACCUCAUAGUGUGUUGCGGUUUCCACACAUCGCUGCCGCUCCAAACGGAUCCGCUCCACUGGCCGACACACAGACGGAGGGAUGGAGGGAUAGAUGGAUGGAUGGAGGGAUGGAUGGACCAUGUGAUGAGUUAGCACUCCGGUCCCCACUAGCCAGCCAGCCAGCCAGCCAGCCAGGGACAGCCACAUUAGUUAAACAAGACUACAGCAACAACUGAGCUGUCUAUUGAUAAUGUUUUCCAGAACGAUGCUGAGAGACUUUCCACUGUAGAGUCACUCUGAGUGCCUAAAUAGAGUCAUGCUGACCUGUAUGUUUGUGUGUGUAUGUUUGUGUGUGUGUGUGUCUGUGUGUGUGUGUGUGUGUGUCUGUUGUCUGUCUGUCUGUCUGUCUGUCUGUCUGUCUGUCUGUCUGUCUGUCUGUCUGUCUGUCUGUCUGUCUGUCUGUCUGUCUGUCUGUCUGUCUGUGUCUGUGUCUGUGUCUGUGUCUGUGUCUGUGUCUGUGUCUGUGUGUGUGUGUGUUGUUAUCUCCCCUGGCCACUAGGUGGAGCAGCAGUCUCAGUACAUCCAGGGUUAUAAGGUGAUGUACAGGGCCUCUCCAGAGGGGCAGCAGAGGAGUGACUGGGCUGUGUUUGAGGUGAGAACCCCAGGGGAGGACAGUACUGUGGUGCCCCAGCUCAGGAAAGGAGUCACCUACGAGUUCAAAGUUCGCCCCUUCUUCAACGAGUUCCAGGGAACAGACAGUGAGGUCAAGAUAGCCAAGACUCUGGAGGAAGGUGGGUGGACAUAUCUGUGUGUGUGUGUGUGUGUGUGUGUGUGUGUGUGUGUGUGUGUGUGUGUGUGUGUGUGUGUGUGUGUGUGUUUGUGUGUGUGCGAGCGCACAGAGUUUAUCUGUGACCUUUGCAACUAUGCAUGCGUGUGAGAACAACAGCUGUUCCCAGCGGGUGUAGAGAGUAAAGGAUCAUAUUAUGUGCUGUGGUGUUUUCUGCGUGUUAGGGCAGAUGUUGUACUGUUUGAAAAAGUCCUGUGAAACCCAGAGGAUGAUAAACCCAAAUACUACGUACACAUAAGUGCUGUGCUAAUUGUUCAUAGACUGUGAUUGUGUGGUUGCGGAAAUCUUUCGGGGUUUGGAAGUAACACCCAGAGCUCAUAUAUGCCAUAUGAAAGAGAGGAGCAUCAUCAAAAGUUAUGAAUGAAUGAAUGAAUGAGGGAGGGAGGAGCUGACUGAAAAAAAGACAGUUUGCCAAAAUAUGUUUGUGGGUGUGUGUUUUCAUUUCUCCCACGAUGCUUUGUUGCUAAUUUUGUUGCUAAUUGUUUUCAGAGUUCAAACACGAUGCCUUCACUCCCGUGAGCAGAAAUGCAUGAUUUCAUUACUGUGAAUCAGAACGAGAUUAAGAGUGUUAUGUUGUAUGUUGUCAUAAUUAAUUCACUUUAGUUAUACUCAUCAGGGUAGAAUCAUCACAGAACACACACAAGCGUAAACAUUGCAAUUAUAAUUCUCUCUUUGUUUGAAUAAGCAGGGAUUUUCUUUUUAUUUCCUCAAGCACUUUCUUUGAACAAAGAAAGAUAGUCCUUUUAGUACAGCCACCUAGUGAAUAGAUACAGUCUGUGACUUCUGGAUAGGAUCCAUUCAUUAGAGCAGUAGAAGUGAGGAGAGAGCAGACAGUGUGUGACUUCUGGAUAGGAUCCAUUCAUUAGAGCAGUAGAAGUGAGGAGAGAGCAGACAGUGUGUGUGUUGCUGUUGAUGGGUGUAUUAUAUUAACAUGUGUUGUUGUGUUUGUCUGUCUGUCUGUCUGUCUGUCCCCAGCUCCCAGUGCAGCCCCUCGUGGGGUUACCAUCACAGAGAGUGGGGACAAUGGGACCGCCAUCGUGGUCUCUUGGCAACCGCCUCCAGAGGAGGAGCAGAACGGGUUAGUCCAGGAGUACAAGGUGAGAACACUGGCAGGGACUCCCAAACUCUCCUUACAUACUCUGAGCGUGGUCAAAGGUAGUGUACUAAGGUAGUCUACUGUAACACCAUGUAGAUAUUUACUCUGGUCUGUAGGGUACAUCUACUGUAACACCAUGUAGAUAUUUACUCUGGUCUGUAGGGUACAUCUACUGUAACACCAUGUAGAUAUUCGUAGCACAGCGUGAGACAAAGGACAGACAGACUGUAAUGUUAUGAGACAUGGGUAGAGGUUUUCAACUUCCUCUGUGCCUAGUGAUCUCAGGGGUGGAGGAGACAGUAGGAUGUUACUGUGUGAUGGUGGGUGGAAAUGGUUGUGAAACAGUGUCAUCUGGUGGACUAGAUAGAUGUACAGUCGUGGUCAAAAGUUUUGAGAAUGACACAAAUAUAAAUUUUCACAGUCUGCUGCCUCAGUUUUUAUGAUGGCAAUUUGCAUAUACUCCAGAAUGUUAUGAAGAGUGAUCAGAUGAAUUGCAAAGUCCCUCUUUGGCAUGAAAAUGAAGUUAAUCCCCCAAAAACAUUUCCACUGCAUUUCAGCCCUGCCACAAAAGCUGACAUCAUGUCAGUGAUUCUCUCGUUAACACAGGUGAGAGUGUUGACGAGGACAAGGCUGGAGAUCACUCUGUCAUGCUGAUUGAGUUAGAAUAACAGACUGGAAGCGUUAAAGGGAGGGUGGUGCUUGAAAUCAUUGUUCUUCCUCUGUUAACCAUGGUUAUCUGCAAGGAAACACGUGCCGUUAUCAUUGCUUUGCACAAAACGGGCUUCACAGGCAAGGAUAUUGCUGCUAGUAAGAUUGCGCCUAAAUCAACCAUUUAUCGGAUCAUCAAGAACUUCAAGGAGAGAGGUUCAAUUGUUGUGAAGAAGGCUUCAGGGCGCCCAAGAAAGUCCAGCAAGCGCCAGGACCAUCUCCUAAAGAUGAUUCAGCUACGGGAUCGGGGCACCACCAGUGCAGAGCUUGCUCAGGAAUGGCAGCAGGCAGGUGUGAGUGCAUCUGCACGCACAGUGAGGCAAAGACUUUUGGAGGAUGGCCUGGUGUCAAGAAAGGCAGCGAGGAAGCCACUUCUCUCCAGGAAAAACAUCAGGGACAGACUGAUAUUCUGCAAAAGGUACAGGGAUUGGACUGCUGAGGACUGGGGUAAAGUCAUUUUCUCUGGUGAAUCCCCUUUCCGUAUGUUUGGGGCAUCCGGAAAAAAGCUUGUCCGGAGAAGACAAGGUGAGCGCUACCAUCAGUCCUGUGUCAUGCCAACAGUAAAGCAUCCUGAGACCAUUCAUGUGUGGGGUUGCUUCUCAGCCAAGGGAGUGGGCUCAUUCACAAUUUUGCCUAAGAACACAGCCAUGAAUAAAGAAUGGUACCAACACAUCCUCCGAGAGUAACUUCUCCCAACCAUCCAAGAACAGUUUGGUGACGAACAAUGCCUUUUCCAGCAUGAUGGAGCACCUUGCCAUAAGGCAAAAGUGAUAACUAAGUGGCUCGGGGAACAAAACAUCGACAUUUUGGGUCCAUGACCAGGAAACUCCCCAGACCUUAAUCCGAUUGAGAACUUGUGGUCAAUCCUCAAGAGGCGGGUGGACAAACAAAAACCCACAAAUUCUGACAAACUCCAAGCAUUGAUUAUGCAAGAAUGGGCUUCCAUCAGUCAGGAUGUGGCCCAGAAGUUAAUUGACAGCAUGCCAGGGCGGAUUGCAAAGGUCUUGAAAAAGAAGGGUCAACACUGCAAAUAUUGACUCUUUGCAUGAACUUAAUGUAAUUGUAAAUAAAAGCCUUUGACACUUAUGGAAUGCUUGUAAUUAUACUUCAGUAUACUUCAUAGUAACAGCUGACAAAAAUAUCUAAUCUUGUGUCAUUCUCAAAACUUUUGACCAUGACUGUACACAAUGUCUGAGUGGUCCUCAGAGGCUCUCUCUAUUCCUUAGUGCAGGGGUAUUCAAAUCUUACCCUACGAGGUCCAGAGCCUGCUGGUUUUCUGUUCUGCCUGAUAAAUAAUUGCACCUAUCUGGUUUCCCAGGUCUAAAUCUGUCCCUGAUUAGAGGGGAAGAAUGGGGAGUUGAAAAGCAGUAGAAUUGCCCACUGGGCACAGACGUCAUUUCAAUGUCUAUUCCACAUUGAUUCAACGUAAUUUCAUUGAAAUGACGUGGAAACAACAUUGAUUCAACCAGUGUGUGCCCAGUGGGUGGCUUCGAGGUCCAGAUUUGAAUUUGAGGGCCUUAGUGGAUUAUUCAGUAGUAGUCUACUCAAGUUCUAGACUACCUGAUGUAUUAUCUAUACAGCCAUACAUUAUAGCCAUACAUUAUAGCCACACAUUAUAUCAGCCAAACAUCAUAGCACCCUUACAGUAUAGCCAUAAAUUAUAGCCAUACAUUAUAGCCAUACAUUAUAGCCAUACAUUAUAUAUGAAUCCUGCUGAUUAACGAUUAGAGGACUGCAGGCUUAAAAUCUAGAUAAUGAUCUCUUUCUACAAUGUCAGAUAUGGACAUUUUUCUGAGCACCUAUUGGCUCUUGGCCAUUGGCCCACAAACUACUCUUAUGAGCCUCUUAAAUCAUUAGAAGGGAUUUCUUUGAUUUACUGGAAAGAGCGUUAUGAAUGGGAAAGACAACAUCAGAGUGAGAUUAUAGCAGGGAAAAUAGAUAUGUAAGAUAUUUUUUGGGACGACUGCUCUUGUUGCAGUGCUUAAUCCAUUCCAUCUCUUUGGUCCAGGUCAGCCUAAUUUUGUAGUUACAUUUUAGUCAUUUAGUAGACGUUCUUAUCCAGAGUGACUUACGGUAGGGAGUGCAUAUAUUUUCAUACCGGUCCCCCGUGGGAAUCGUACCCAAGCGCCAUGCUCUACCAAUUGAGCCACAGCACUCCUCUCUCUGCCUUCCUCUCCGUGUCCACUCAUAAGUAUGCUGUUUGUGUAGCCCCCACUCUGCGGCCAGCACACUCCUCAUAUAAUAUGCUGUGUGAGAACUGCCAUUUUAAUUUUCUUGUCACAGGGAAUGUAGGUUAGUGUUAGAGGGGGAGACACAGCAUAGUCCAUUUAAAAGUUAAGCCACUAUUAAUUUUCCAGGUAAAUGUUUUCUGGCGAUAGGGUUUAGAGUAAUUUCAUGGUUGUUAAAUCCGAGCGUUCCUCGGUCAUUACUGGGUCUCGUCCCUAGCGGCGCUUCUUCCCACCGUGAUUCCUCAAACAGCCACACAGGCUUCUGGAGCUUUCCAACACUACGGCGCACACACACACAUACACACACACACACGCACACACACACACACACACACACACGCACACACACACGCACACACACACACACACACACACACACACACACACCGCAAAACCAGGUCCGUGUGUGAGGGUUGUUAAUUUAUGGGAGGUGGUGGGGGUAAAGAAAGCAGAGGCGGCCAGGUUCAGGAUGUUGGGGUUAGCCAGGUUCAGGACAUUGGGGUUAGCAGGCCUCAUGCUGAGGUGAAUGUAUGACGCUCUGUAUAACCCUGGAUUGAGUUAGCCUGAGAGAGCCCUGGAUUGAGUUAGCCUGAGAGAGCCCUGGAUUGAGUUAGCCUGAGAGAGCCCUCUCUCCUCCCUGUGAGUGACUGACAGCCCUGAGCUGCUACUGCUGGGUUAUGGAGGUGAUUACUAAUCCACACUUUGUUUUUCAUGGGGUUAGGGUUCACUCACUCAGACAGGGGGGACAUGUUAUGGCUACCGCAGCUAAUACUGACUCUGUGUCUAACACAAAAAAAAACAGAAAAACGUGCCCCAGUGUUUUUAUAUGUGGAAUACCUGGGUGGAAUAAUUAAAUAUGCACUGUGUGCUGAAGUGUUACAUUAGCAUCAACCAGCAACUUGCCAUACUUGUCACACCACCAUCAGAACACUGUUAUAAUGUCUUCUCUCUCUCUCUGCCCUGUCAGAUCUGGUGUUUGGGUAAUGAGAGCAGGUACCAUAUCAACCGUACGGUGGACGGCUCUACCUUCUCCUUGCUGAUCCCCAGCCUGGCUCCAGGGAUCCGUUACAGUGUGGAGGUCGCAGCCAGCACUGGGGCAGGCCCAGGGGUCAAGUCUGAUGUCACCUUCUUCCAGAUAGGUGAGUGGAGGAGAACUUUGGCCUGCAUUUCUCAGCACCCAGCAGGAGGUCCAAAUAAGAUUAUUCUACCUCCGAUGGAAGAGGAGGAAGAAGAGGGAUAGGUCCUUCUACUAUGUGUCCUCACUUGUUAACUCCAUACAGCAUGGAUUCCAAGGCUUACUGCCUAAUAACUUCCCCACCUUCUUUAACCGCAACGGCUGGAAAAUAUUCAAUGGACAUUUUGUAGUAUUGACUUCUUUUUAAUCUCAGUCUGAAGAGCACACUAAUCCACGUUUACAGUUGUCAUAUUAAUAUUAAAGGAGUAUUAUGUAAUCGUUGUAGAAUGUUGCAAAUAACUCAAUUCCUUCGUGCCCCUACCUGCUAUCGUGUUCAUGGUCUAUAACAGUGGUCUUAAUGCUGUAUUUAUCUAUCUUAAUGCUGUCUUUACCACUCUGUCGGUGUACAGCCUCAAUGGUUUUCACGUGACUGACAUUGUGAUAAAACGUUACAUGUAAUUCCUGCUUGGCAGCAGUGCAGUGCCUGUAGCUUCGCUGCCCCACCCUGUUCUGCCCUGCUCUGCCCUGCCCUGCUCUGCCCUGCCCUGCUCUGCCCUGCUCUGCCCUGCUCUGUUCUGCCCGCCCCACCCUGCUCUGCUCUGCUCUGUUCUGCUCUGCCCUGUUCUGCUCUGCUCUGCCCUGUUCUGCUCUGCCCUGCUCUGCCCUGCUCUGCUCUGCUCUGUUCUGUUCCACCCUGCAACAGUUAAUAGGAUGAAGAAUAGAAUAGCUGAUCUUGUAUUAGUGGUUAAGGGUCAUUGUGUGAUUCCUACUCCUACUCCCUCCAUGUAUGGACUCUCAUCUGAGCUCUCAAUAGCAGCUCUCAGUUUGAAUUCACUUAUCCUUAGAAACUCCAGUUACUCUAUCAUAUCCCCUCAGCAAUCCCUCCAUCCCUUCAGGAAUCCCUCCCUCUCCUCAGGAAUCCCUCGAUCCCCUCAGCAAUCCCUCCUCUCACAUGAAAGUCUUGCAUCAUACUGUGCCAUUUGACUUGAGGUGAGGUCUACUGUCUGAAAAUGAUCCCUAGUACUUUGAGAAAGUUAAAAGCCCUUGAACAUCUGCAGCUGAAAAAUGUAGCUGUAUAGAUGUAUUUUUAUUCUGUUUUAUAUUUCACUCUCUCUGAUCCUGCGAGGGCGUUUUUGUGUAUGUAGUUCUUCUAUUGAAGUGCAUCUUCCGGUCCCACCAGUUUCUGUUAGCAAUUCCCAUCUGAAUAUGUCUGGAAAGACAGAACAACUUGCUACGACAAGAAUAAAUCAAGGAGAAACUAACAGUUCUCAAGCUUGAAGUAUACUUUUAUAAUAGUUUUCACUGAAAGCCUAUGAUGCAAAUGACUGUGAGAGUUUGAAACAUUGUGUCAUACUGUUGCAAGAGAAUCCUUACCAUACCAUUGUGCUUUUCACUCUAUAUCCAUGAGUUUAGUACUCAGUAUCAGAUGCUGGUUGCUCUCUAUGAGUGGACACUGCUUACCUAACCUGCAGUGGGUUUACCUGAUCCGAUGUGACAGGGUUCAGUACAUGCCCAACCUCUGCCCACAAUAGUUUAAGGAGAUGAAGGAGUUAAUAGGCUCUCAUUCCUGUGCUACCUGGUUUAAUAUGUGGCUGGCUGCAGGCGAUGCAGCUGCUGCCUGCCUGACUUCCUUCCCCGUACCCUGUAUGAAUGUGGGUUUAUAGUAAACAUAAUGGAGUUUGGUAUCUCUAUAGACUUACAUAACUUACAGCAGAGGCGUAGAUCUGCUCUGCUUCAUUCUGUUCUCCAGUCAAGGAGGCAAUGGUCUAGUGCUUAACAAGAGCAAUAAACCAUGAACUCUAGCACAACUGUGUGUUUUGAGAGGGCAUGUUUUUAUUAACUUACCUGUCAAGAUCACGAUACCUGAGCGGCUGUAAGAUCCAAUGUAGCAAGUUCCUUUUCUGACAAAUCCCCUCUCUCCACAUGUCAUGUGGAGUGUCAAGACCAGCAAUAGUUCACAUGUAGUCUAUGUAUGUACAGUAUAAUACUGUUGAUAUCUGGCACGUCAGUCAGUCAUGCCUUUACUUCCUUACACAGGAUGCAUUAUAGCUACCUGGGAUGAAUCUAAUUCAGUCUUCCCUCUUAUAGCCCAGGCUAUUUAAGAUCCUCCGUCAGAAUACUCCCCAGAUCUGAGCUGUCACAAAUCUGCUCAUGGUAAAGGGGGAAUAAAUUAUAACAACAUGAAACAGCGGUGCUGGGUGCUUGGUAGAGGGACAGCUGUGUGUCUGUGUGUGUUAAAGUGGGAUGGGAUGGGCAUGGAGAAGCAGGAAGCUGUGACUGAUACAAUUUCUCUCACUUGAGGACUUCCAGCGGCGCCUGUUGCCAUGUUCCAACGCUGGAGUGGAAAAACACCCCUGCGGGACCAGCGCUUCACCCUAAUGCAUUUGUCACACUGUGGGCUUGUUUGUGUCAUGGCAUAGCAGUCCAGAUACCUGUAAAGUCCCUGAGGACUGUUUAGUCACAUUGGUACUCUGCUUCCCUCCUCACAGAAACAGGAAUGAAAUCCACAUAUAAGUGGGGGGGGGGGGGGGGGGGGGGGGGGGGAGGGAGGAGGAGGAGGGAGGGAGGAGGAGAGGGAGGGAGGAGGAGGGAGGGAGGGAGGGAGGGAGGAGAGAGAGAGAGAGAGAGAGAGAUAUGGGGUAGCAACACUGGAACUUUGGGAGACCUGCUUGCCUCUGACUGAGUGAGUCUGUAAAGAUUAAAGUGGUUGCAACAUGAAACAAGAGAGAGAGAAAAAUAGAGAUGAAGAAAGUUAGAAAGGCAGUUGAACAUGAAGAAAUUGCUUAGGGGGGACAAAUGAGUACUCUUUCAUGUGAGGCAUGGGAGAGAAACGCAGAGAGACUAGACAGAUGAAUAAAACAGGCCUUUGUUGUGUGAUCACUAGUUCUGACGGUUGAUUUUGAAUAGUAGAACUGUAGCAACAGCUAACAGAAAUACAUACCCAAGUUACACAUUAAAGUGCUACAGUGUGCUAAUGACUAGUACUAUGUUUGUAUUAGUACUACUGUGACCUAAUUCGAUGUAAUAAUAACUAAUAGAAUGAUGCUCAGUGUGUGAUCAUACUUCUUUAAGUCUUCCUGGGUGUGUGCAACAUUCCUGUAGUGUGCUUCCUGGUUCAACUCUUAUACGAAUAGAUUAUGUUUAAAUCUCCUGGAUUUAGACCUUUUGUCUAUCCACCUGCCAUUGUUGACUAGGAUCAGUUCUGGGAUCAGUUCUGAAAGCCUUUUAUAAUAGAGAGAGAGCCCUCCCAUCUCUACAGCUCCACAGCCCAGGACCAGCCUUACGCUCACCUGCAGAGAUGAAAGAAGUAUUUUGUGUGUCAGAAGAAAAGAGUACGUUCAUAUUGAUGCCCUUUCCUGACUUCAUUUACCUCUUUCUACCCCCUGCUUCAAAAUCAUUCCCCGUUUCAGGCUUUUCCACUCGUUUUGAAGUUUUAUUUUUAGAAUAAUAUUUCCCUUUCUUCUCUUCUCUUCUCCUCUCUCUCCUCUCUCUCUCUCUCUCUCUCUCUCUCCUUCCUCUCCCUCUCCCUCCUCUCUCUCCUCUCUCUCUCUGGUCUCUGUCUCUCUGUCUCUCUCUCUGUCUCUCUCUCACUCUCUCUCUCAUCGUCUUGUCUCUCUGUCUCAUCUCCCUGUCUCUCUCCUACUCUCUCUCACUCUCCUCUCGCUCUCUCUCUCCUCUUCUCUCUGUCUUCUCUCUCUCUCCUCUCUCGCUCCUUCCCUUUACUACUACUUUCCCAUGUCCUCCCCUCCUUUCUCCUCCCUUGUUCUUUCCUGUGUACUUUCCACCUCUUCUGACACUCGACCUGCUCUGGCCCUCUGACGUUCCUGACCGUCUCCUUUCAUCACUCCUAAUCCCUUCUUUACGUCUGUCCCCUCUCUGACUUUAUCUCCCCAUUCCAUCACUCUCCCUUUCCUCUUCAUCACCCCCUCCUCACCUUCUCACCCUUCUCCUCUCAUCUCCCCACCCUGUACCCCUCUCCUCUCAUAUCCUCACCCUGUACUCUUCUCUUCUCUUCUCUUCUCUUCUCUUCUCUUCUCUUCUCUUCUCUUCUCUUCUCUUCUCUUCUCUUCUCUUCUCUUCUCUUCUCUUCUCUUCUCUUCUCUUCUCUUCUCUUCUCCUCUCCUCACCCUUCUCUCCCCCUCUUUUUGCUCUUACCCUUUCCUAUUCCUGCCCACUCUCUCCUCUCACCUCCUCAUCCUCCACCCCUCUUUCACCCCUCUCCCAUCCUAUCCUCUCUCCCCCUCUCCUCUCUCCCCCCUGUAGACUCAUCGGGGCGUAUGACGGAGGGUGUGGUGGACUCAGAGAACACUCUGUCCCAGCAGAUCAGUGACGUGGUGAAGCAGCCGGCCUUCAUAGCGGGGAUAGGAGCAGCCUGUUGGAUCAUCCUCAUGGUGUUCAGUAUCUGGCUCUACCGACAGCGCAAGAAGAGGAGUGGCCUCAGCACUAACUACGCAGGCAUCCGCAAGGGUCAGUACAACAAGCCUCACUUAAUGUCAGCACACUGGAUUCACAAGCUCGAGGUGUCCUCAAGCACUGAUCUAGGAUCAGGUUCCAAACCCUAAAUGUAACAGUUAAUAGAAUAGCUGAUCUUGUAUUAGUGGUUAAGGGUCAUUGUGUGAUUCCUACUCCUACUCCCUCCAUGUAUGGACUCUCAUCUGAGCUCUCAAUAGCAGCUCCAGUUAUUCUAUCAUAUCCCCUCAGCAAUCCCUCCAUCCCUUCAGGAAUCCCUCCAUCCCUUCAGGAAUCCCUCCAUCCCCUCAGCAAUCCCUCCUCUCACAUGAACGUCUUGCAUCAUACUGUGCCAUUUGACUUGAGGUGAGGUCUACUGUCUGAAAAUGGUCCCUAGUACUUUGAGAAAGUUAAAAGCCCUUGAACAUCUGCAGCUGAAAAAUGUAGCUGUCUCCUGCAUAGAUGUAUUUUUAUUCUGUUUUAUAUUUCACUCUCUCUGAUCCUGCGAGGGUGUUUAUGUGUAUGUAGUUCUUCUAUUGAAGUGCAUCUUCCGGUCCUACCAGUUUCUGUUAGCAAUUCCCAUCUGAAUAUGUCUGGAAAGACAGAACAACUUGCUACGACAAGAAUAAAUCAAGGAGAAACUAACAUUUCUCAAGCUUGAAGUAUACUUUUAUAAUAGUUUUCACUGAAAGCCUAUGAUGCAAAUGACUGUGAGAGUUUGAAACAUUGUGUCAUACUGUUGCAAGAGAAUCCUUACCAUACCAUUGUGCUUUUCACUCUAUAUCCAUGAGUUUAGUACUCAGUAUCAGACGCUGGUUGCUCUCUAGGAGUGGACACUGCUUACCUAACCUGCAGUGGGUUUACCUGAUCCGAUGUGACAGGGUUCAGUACAUGCCCAACCUCUGCCCACAAUAGUUUAAGGAGAUGAAGGAGUUAAUAGGCUCUCAUUCCUGUGCUACCUGGUUUAAUAUGUGGCUGGCUGCAGGCGAUGCAGCUGCUGCCUGCCUGACUUCCUUCCCCGUACCCUGUAUGAAUGUGGGUUUAUAGUAAACAUAAUGGAGUUUGGUAUCUCUAUAGACUUACAUAACUUACAGCAGAGGCCUUGAUUUGUGUAAGGACUAAGGUCUCUGGGUAUAUUUUGGAUGUUGACUGCAUCGUGUGCUAGUGUGAUUAAGUUCUACUCUGUGUUGCUAUGGUGAGACAGAUGCUGAGGUCACAGGGUUGGUCAUCUUCACGGAAAAGGAUUGUGUGGUAUGUUAAAAAUAAAGCAAUGCCCACAUGCUAUGCCCACAUACAAGGCUUUUAAUACAAGAAAAGCCGGGCCUCGAGGGACUCUAGUUUGAGCCAAUGAGCAGUCAUUUUGACUGCAACAUUCUAACAGUGUAAUAAAUAUAUUUAAUAUACACUACCGGUCGAAAGUUUUAGAACACCUACUCAUUCAAGGGUUUUUCUUUAUUUGUACUAUUUUCUACAUUGUAGAAUAAUAGUGAAGACAUCAAAACUAUGAAAAAACACAUAUGAAAUCAUGUAGUAACCAAAAAAGUGUUAAAUAAAUCAAAAUGUAUUUUAUAUUUGAGAUUCUGCAAAUAGCCAACCUUUGCCUUGAUGACAGCUUUGCACACUCUUGGCAUUCUCUCAACCAGCUUCAACCAGCUUCAUGAGGUAGUCACCUGGAAUGCAUUUCAAUUAACAGGUGUGCCUUCUUAAAAGUUAAUUUGUGGUAAAAGACCCAGUCCAUAUUAUGGCAAGAACAGCUCAAAUAAGCAAAGAGAAACGACAUGAUGGUCAGUCAAUACGGAACAUUUCAAGAACUUUGAAAGUUUCAUCAAGUGCAGUUUGCAAAAAACCAUCAAGCGCUAUGAUGAAACUGGCUCUCAUGAGGACUGCCACAGGAAUGGAAGACCCAGAGUUACCUCUGCUGCAGAGGAUAAGUUCAUUAGAGUUACCAGCCCCAGAAAUUGCAGCCCAAAUAAAUGCUUCACAGAGUUCAAGUAACAGACACAUCUCAACAUCAAAUGUUCAAAGGAGACUGUGUGAAUCAAGCAUUCAUGGUUGAAUUGCUGCAAAGAAACCACUACUUAAGGACACCAAUAAUAAGAAGAGAAUUGCUUGGGCCAAGAAACACGAGCAAUGGACAUUAGACCGGUGGAAAUUUGUGUCUCCAAAUUUGAGAUUUUUGGUUCCAACCGCUGUGUCAUUGUGAGACGUAGAGUAGGUGAACGGAUGAUCUCCGCAUGUGUGGUUCCCACCGUAAAGCAUGGAGCAGGAGGUGUGAUGGUGUGGGGGUGCUUUGCUGGUGACACUGUCAGUGAUGUAUUUAGAAUUCAAGGCACACUUAACCAGCAUGGCUACCACAGCAUUCUGCAGCGAUAUGCCAUCCCAUCUGGUUUGGGCUUAGUGGGACUAUCAUUUGUUUUUCAACAGGACAAUGACCAAACACACCUCCACGCUGUGUAAGGGCUAUUUGACCAAGAAGGAGAAUGAUGGAGUGCUGCAUUAGAUGACCUGGCCUCCACAAUCCCCCGACCUCAACCCAAUUGAGAUGGUUUGGGAUGAGUCGGACGGCAGAGUGAAGGAAAAGCAGCCAACAAGUGCUCAGCAUAUGUGGGAACUCCUUCAAGACUGUUGGAAAAGCAUUCCAGAUGAAGCUUGUUGAGAGAAUACCAAGAGUGUGCAAAGCUGUCAUCAAGGCAAAGGCUGGCUAUUUGAAGAAUCUCAAAUAUAAAAUAUAUUUUGAUUUGUUUAACACUUUUUUGGUUACUACAUGAUUCCAUAUGUGUUAUUUGAUAGUUUUGAUGUCUUCACUAUUAUUCUACAAUGUAGAAAAUAGUAAAAAUAAAGAAAAACCCUUGAAUGAGUAGGUGUUCUAAAACUGUUGACCGGUAGUGUAUGCUAUCGCAAAAAUAAUCCUUCGGUUGUUGGAAUUAGAAUAUAUAUAUUUUUUUAUUUUUUUCAAAGAACACAAUAGCAUUUUCAUUAGUUUAUGUUACUGUAGACUAUCUGCUGCCGGGUGCUCAGGUGUAAAGUCACUGAAAUCAAAGGGCAAUCCGAGCUGAACACAGUAGGACAUCUGAAGACCCUUGUGAGUAUAUUAAUCUGCUGUGCCCGGAGGCUGGAGAGAGAGGGGCUACUGUAGAGGCUGAGGUUGGCGCCAUACACCUUUAAGGAACCCUUUCCUUUUCUUCCAGAGGAGCCGAGCAGUGCGUCAGUGUUUCCUCACAUGAACUCUAACUCUCUGAGCUGAUGUGGGCACAGCAAGCAAAUAUCUCUCUCUCUCUCUCAACCCCCUCUUUCUGCUGUCUAAAACCACAAGAGGCCAUGGUCUUUGUUGGAACUGGUAACCAAGAAUGUUUUGAGAGGAGAAGAAUAAUUGCAACCACAUGAAGCAACAAGCUGCACUCAGGGUGAAGUGGGUUGAAUUGGAGUUGUGGAGAAUUGGAAGAGGAGAUAUAGGAGCGUGUGUGUGGGUGUGUGUGUAAGAGUGUGUGUGUGUGUGUGUGUGGUGCGUGCAUGUGUUUGUGUGUGCGUGCGUGCGUCUUUUGUGUGCACGUGCGUGUGCGCCUGUGUUUGUUCUUGUGUGUGUGUGGGUCUGUGUGACAUUAGUAUCACGGCCAAUAUAUCUCAUCCAGCCAGUGAAUAAGCUGUCAGUGACAGUCUCAUGUCACUGUGGUAAUUUGAUUGAUUUAUUUCAAUCACGUUAAUAUUUCUCACGAGCACCUCGCAUGCCAAAUGUCAAUCCUCUUCAAAGCCAAAUCGCAGCCAAAUAAAACCUUCCAAAUCUAUUCAGCUGCUCUGAGCUUCAAGGGGAGCAGAGCAGGAAUCCACACAAGAGGAGAUAAUUGUGGCAUUAAAGGGACAUUUGAAAGGUUGUGUUUACACAAAUAAAAGGAGAUGCAGAAGUGAGGACAGCUGUGCCUCAGUGAUAGCUACUGUGCCUUCAGAAUGUUUUUAUACUGCUUGACCUAUUCCACAUUUUGUUAUGUUACAGCCUGAAUUCAAAAUGGAUAAAACAUUUCUCACCCAUCUACAACACAGUAGUAGAUUUAAGUCAAAACUUGGCCACUCAGGAACAUUCACUGUCUUCUUGGUAAGCAACUCCAUUGUAUAUUUGACCUUGUGUUUUAGGUUAUUGUCCUGCUGAAAGGUGAAUUCAUCUCCCAGUGUCUGGUGGAAAGCAGACUGAACCAGGUUUUCCUCUAGGAUUUUGCCUGUGCUUAGCUCCAUUCCAUUUCUUUUUUAAAGUCACCAUUGGCCUCAUGGUGAAAUCCCUAAUCGGUUUCCUUCCUCUCUGGCAACUGAGUUAGGAAGGAUGCCUGUAUCUUUGUAGUGACUGGUGUAUUGAUACGCCAUCAAAAGUGUAAUUAAUAAAUUCACCAUGCUCAAAGGGAUAUUAAAUUAUUCUCAUGUGAAUUGAAAUUGACAAAAAAAAAACAAAAAAAAAACACGUACUUAAUGAAUGACAUUUUAAUAAUAAUAAUAAUUCAACUUAGUAUGUUUCUCAAAAUGUUAAUAUAUUUUAUAAGGGGAUAAACAAAGAUAGAGAAAAUUGAGUGAUUGAACUAAUUAGAAGUCUGGUUUUAAUCUCCUUGCAAUCUCUUAUCUUGCCACAGUGGGUCUGUUUUUAGAGGAUUGUGGGUAAUUCACCAAUUGUAGAUUCUAUGAUUAUUUUACACAAUGUUGUAUGCAUGUUUGAAGAAAGAAAGGUCUUCUAUAUUAGUAAUAAGCACCUUGUUGUGGCAUGAGGUGUAAUGGUUCAUGAUGAACGGAUAUCAAAACUGUCGGGCAAAAUUACGUUCAAUGAUGAGACAACCCAUUCCCACAAAUUCUUAAUGGUAGAGGCAAAUACAGUAUGCUGCGAUGUGUGUUGUAAAACUGCCAGUUACUGCUGGUGGAUUGAGCACUGUGCUCAACAAUGCCUGCCAAAAUUUACAUUUUAGUCAUUUAGCAGACGCUCUUAUCCAGAGUGACUUACAGUUAGUGAGUGCAUACAUUUUUCAUACUGGCGUCGCAAACGCCAUGCUCUACCAACUGAGCUACACGGGGCCACCAUGUAGAUGGGUUAAAUUGGCCAAUGAUCAGAUACAUAAAUAAAUUAAAAUACUCCAGAUAGAAGUUAACUAAUUCUGCACUAGUCAGGAUUUGAAACAUCAUAAUGGUGUUAGAAGCUUUAGAGAGAGGAAAUGGCACCAAAAGAGAAGGUAACUAAUUCUGCACUAAACACAACUUGAAUCACCAAAAUAGUGUUUUCAAUCUUUUCCGGUAGUGCUCCUUGUCCCUGGCAAGGUGUUGCACAAGCAGUGUUGCAACACAGCAUGUAAUGUUUCAGAACAUCUCAGGAUGAUGUGUUUCAAUACUCCAGCAAAGUUAAGGUUUCGUCUCCUUUGCGUUCGUUUUGAUGUUACAAAGCACAGUGAAGAGACCCCCUGUUGUGUAGCUCAUUGGAUUCAAGAGAAAUAUACGUGUUGCUAUUUUAUGUUAUAUUAAUGGUGUUUUUCUCUCUCUUUCCCCGUGUUCCUCUGCUUGGACCUACAGUGCCAUCCUUUACCUUCACUCCUACAGGUAAGAACUCUUGAUAACACUUGACUCAAUUUCAUAGGCACCUUCUCUAUAAAAUCUCAUAACAGUCCGCCUUUCAAUGCAAGACUGCACUCACUGAGUCACACAGUGAUGGUCUGAACAGCCCUAGCAGUCAUGCUGCUCAGUCAGUCAGAAGAAAACACUCUUUGGUUAAAAAUACAAAGCCACCAGAAAGGGAGCAGUGUGGUGUGAGGUUUAAGGAACUAUCACAGAGAUGUUUUACCAACUGGUGUUGGCAGUGCGUUAAGAGGUAAACACUUAAAGAGGAGCGAGCCGUGCCAUCCGUGCUACUAAGAGACUGACGGGGACUUGAUCAAAGGGCUGAUGCUGCCCGCCUCUCUGCCUCUGGUGGGAUUUAGGAGGAUGACACAUCGCCAGUCACAUGGACCAAUUAGACAGAGCUGUGGACAGGGAGAGAGGAGCGACUGAGGGUAGAUAUGAACUGGACUGACACGGACAUAACAGAGCACUGUCUUUCUCUCUCUCUCUCUCUCUCUCUCUCUCUCUCUCUCUCUCUCUCUCCCUCUCUCUCUCCCCCCCCCUCUCUCUCUGUGUGUUUAUCUCUCUCUCUUUCUGUCUAUCUCUGUCUCUUCUCACUCGCUCACUCAUUCUCUCUCUCUCUUCUCACUCUCUUUCUCUUCCUCCCCUCUCUCUCUCUUGCCGAGAUGCGUGUGUUGUUGGCACAUGUGUCACACACCUGUGCUCAUCCUUGUAAAUCAGAGAGAGAGCAAAAGAGAGGGAGAGAGAGAAGAAGAGAGUGAGCGGGGGAGUUAUGUGAGGCUUGUGGUGACUAAUCCCAUGUGUGCAGAGCAGAGGCUGUAUCUAAAAUGUGAGAGUUGUUUUCCUCCUCCUCGUCAGCCUCGGGGCCUGGGAUCACGUCUAAUACUUUUAUUGUUUCAAUCCUGUUUUCAUGAACUGCUGAACACUUUCAGGUGAAACCUAUUUAGUCAGCUGGUUAUUUUUGGGCCAGUUCCUUAAUGCUUGAGGUUAGAGUUUCUGCUUGUUGAAGUUUACAAUCCUAGAAGCUGCCUUGAAACUGAAUAUAAAGGCAGGAUGUUGUCAGUGCUAAUCUUCCACUAGAUGCUGAUUUGAGAGGCACUACAUGGUUUUCGUUGUGGAAUUCCUGAAUGCUCUAUCUACAGAUGUCAAAGGUAGAGAGAGAGAGAGAGAGAGAGAUACGCGCGAGAGAGAGCGAGAGAAGAGAGCGAGAGAAGAGAGAAGAUAGAGAGAUUGAUAAAGAGGAGAGAGAGAGAGAGAGAGAGAGAGAGAGAGAGAGAGGAGAGAGAGAGAGAGAGAGAGAGAGAGAGAGAGAACCCUCCCACCCCUUCCUCAGAGAAGAGAUUGUAAUUAAAGUUGGCGUUUAUCUCUCCUUCACACCGGCAGCUUAAAGCUCCUUGAAAGAGUCCAACUUCCAGCGUGGUGCUUCAAACACACGCCAGCCAUGCCAGGAGACCAAAGCACUGUGCAGCCCCCUAAGCCUCUUACAUACACACACAUACACACACACACACAUACCCUGUUAUUGUGUUUUGAUAAGCCUGUUACUCUGAUGACGAUUGUGAUUAUGGUGUUCAUAUCUGUUCCUUUCUCUGUCUCUCUGUACUCAGUGGCGUACCAGAGAGGUGGAGAGGCUGUCAGCAGUGCAGGAAGGUAAGAAUGCAUGUCUACUAUGAGAGGAAGUGUUGUCUACAUGUAUAUUUGUCUCUUCUGUAUGAAUAUGAAACAUAAAAUAUGAAUCAUAGUAUCAUAUUCCAAGAGACAGAUGGACAUUUUGUUUGGGGAGGAAAGGGUACAUGGGUGGUAGAAUGUGCAUGUGAAGGGAAGGUGUACCUUCCUCUGAAGGACACUAGGGGGAGGGCUUUUACUUCCUAAAGCUUACAGCCCAGGCAGAGGUGGAGAGGGGAGGAGAGGGGAGGGGAGGAAAGAGGAGAGGAGGGGAGGAGAGCAGAGGGGAGGGGAGGAGAGCGGAGGGGAGGAGAGCGGAGGGGAGCGGAGGGGAGAGGAGAGGAGAGGAGAGGAGAGGAGAGGAGAGGAGAGGAGAGGAGAGGAGAGGAGAGGAGAGGAGAGGAGAGGAGAGGAGAGGAGAGGAGAGGAGAGGAGCAGAAAGUACUUUGAUACCAGAAGGAACAAAGGAUCAUCUCAUCUGCCCAAACCCCCAUCCUCCUCAUCCGACAGAGAAGAGCACCAUGUCUGGCCACAAGGCUGUGCCAUAGCAUCACUCUAA